UGGGCGGCAGGACUCAUCCCGCACCUCCGCAAAUCCCAGCGCGAUGCCGCUCAAGAAACCCGACCCGAAGAAGGAAGCAGCCAAAGCAGCUCCAGGCUCUGAGCCUGCCUUCGAUCCCAAGAGCGUGAAGAUUGAAUUCACGGCAGAGCAGAUUGAAGAGUUCAGAGAAGCCUUCGGGCUGUUUGACCGGACGCCUGCGGGGACGAUGCAGAUCAGCUACGGACAGUGCGGGGACGUCCUCCGAGCGCUCGGCCACAACCCCACCAACGCAGAGGUCCUCAAGGUGCUGGGCAAGCCCAAACCAGAAGAAAUGAACACAAAGAUGCUGGACUUUGAGACCUUCCUCCCCAUCCUGCAGCACUUCACCCGCAACAAGGAGCACGGCACCUUUGAGGACUUUGUGGAAGGGCUGCGUGUGUUCGACAAGGAGGGCAACGGGAUGGUGAUGGGGGCAGAGCUGCGCCAUGUGCUGGUCACACUGGGAGAGAAGAUGACAGAAAGCGAGGUGGAGCAGCUCAUGGCAGGGCAGGAAGAUGCCAAUGGCUGUAUCAACUAUGAAGGUAGGAGCAGGAGAUUCCCAUUGGGGCCAUCUCAGACACAGCUGUCUUAGAGCGCAAAAUGCAUCCUCCGCAAGGGCUCUGGUUGAACUUGAUGAUCUUAAUGGUCUUUUCUAACCUUAAUGAUUCCAUGAUUCUGUGACAUUCACGAUCACUGGAAGGGAGGUGUGGACCACCCUCCAAAACAAAGCCUUUCCAAAAAAGCACUGAGACAUGUCAGCUGGGGUGGGAGCAAGGUGGUUGUGCCAGUGAUUUCCAGGAAAAGCAGCUGAAGACAGCAUGUUUCCAAGGAGUUCAGGGCUGUUUUAUCUACAGUUUUGGCACUGUUUUGUUGCAAGCUAUUGAAAAUAAACAAAGCCAGCAUCUUUCCCAGCAGAGGCUAAUUGGGAACAUUUGGAGACCUGGAUCGCUCGCUGCUCCAAGAGGGUGAA
This is a messenger RNA of Poecile atricapillus (Black-capped chickadee), 988 nucleotides long. Its product is annotated as myosin light chain, embryonic. Gene Ontology annotation, molecular function: calcium ion binding. The transcript has 5 exons. Bases 44 to 610 code for a protein of 188 amino acids. The record is from RefSeq and is a predicted model, not a curated record. Gene Ontology annotation, cellular component: myosin II complex. Lineage: Eukaryota; Metazoa; Chordata; Aves; Passeriformes; Paridae.